This is a messenger RNA of Exophiala xenobiotica, 1596 nucleotides long. RefSeq lists its product as uncharacterized. The record is from RefSeq and is a predicted model, not a curated record. The coding region runs from base 1 to 1596 and encodes 531 amino acids. Gene Ontology annotation, molecular function: carbohydrate:proton symporter activity. Gene Ontology annotation, biological process: carbohydrate transport; transmembrane transport. NCBI's taxonomy places the organism in Eukaryota, Fungi, Ascomycota, Eurotiomycetes, Chaetothyriales, Herpotrichiellaceae. Gene Ontology annotation, cellular component: membrane. The transcript has 8 exons.
AUGGCGAGGGCCGAAGUCGUGCAGGAUGCGCAUAGUCGCAAGAUUACAAUGUUCAACCUUGCUAUUGUCUUAGCAUUGUGCCUUGGUAGCCUGACAUACGGAUACACAUUCAGUAUUGUGUCGACCACCCUGGGCCAGCCUUCAUGGUUCUUGUACUUCGAUUUGACCCAAGACCCCACCGACGCGGCUCGAUAUGCUUACACCAACCGCAUUAUCGGAGGCAUGAAUGCUUGCUUUUCCGGGGGUGGCUUCUUGGGUGCCAUCUUUGUUGGAUGGUCCUGCGAUUAUCUAGGCCGCAAGAAAACGCUCCUCGUCGGGACACCGAUUGCCAUCCUCGGUGGAGCGCUGCAAGGAGGUGCAGUCAACAUCGCCAUGUUCUUGGUUGGCCGAUUGCUUGGAGGCUUCGCGGUUGGAAUCUUGGUGGUUCUCGUACCAUUGUUUCAAUCAGAGAUUGCGCCGCCAGCGACUCGGGGCUUCUUGGUCUCUCAGCAUGGUGUCGUCCUUGUCUUAGGAUACUCUCUGGCCGCGUGGGUUGGAGUGGCCUGCUAUUUCUCGUCCAAUCCGGCUUUCCAGUGGCGGUUCCCUCUCAUCGUUCAAGUCAUCUGGCCCUUGGCGAUGUUGAUCCUGACUCCUUUCCUGCCGGAGUCCCCUCGUUGGCUUUUGUUCAAAGACCGGCCUUCUGAAGCCUGGAAAGUCGUCUCCAAGCUUCACGGAAGUACCGAUGAGGCAGAUGACUCUACAAUUGCAUCGUUUGCUCGGGAAGAAUUCUACCAGAUGACCCAUCAGGUCCAAGCCGACAAAGAGAUGGCUGCGGGCGAGUCGCUCAUGACCUUGUUCAGGAAGCCAUCCUAUCGCAAACGUAUGAUUUGCGCCUUUUUGACCAUGUUCGGAGCCGAAUCCACUGGUAUCCUCGUCAUCUAUAAUUACUCCGUUCUACUCUAUCAGGGUCUUGGAUUCAAAGGCAGUAUUCCACUUGUCCUGGCCGCCGCGUACGUCACUGUCGCCUGCAUUGGUAACUAUAUCAACUCGAUGAUCAUUGAUCGUAUCGGUCGAAAAGCAUGUCUCGUAAUUGGAUUCAGCGGCUGUCUCGUGACUCUCUGCUUCGAGGCAGCCUUGAGCGCCGAAUACAUCGGGACCUCCAAUAACGCUGGCCUCAGCGCUGGUGUGUUCUUUCUCUUCCUGUACAUCACAUUCUACGGCUGCUGCAUUGAUGCCACAACAUAUGUGUACUGCUCAGAGAUCUUCCCAACUCACAUCCGAUCUCGAGGCCUUGCAUUCUCUUUGGCCGUUCUGUUCCUUUCGACAAUCGCUUACCUCGAGGCCGCACCAACCGCAUUUGCACAAGUCGGCUGGAAGUACUAUCUCCUCUUCAUCAUUCUCACAGCAAUCCACCUGCCUCUCAUAAUCUGGUACUUCCCAGAAACAAAGGGCCUCUCGCUCGAGGAGGUUGGCGAAAGGUUCGGAGACGAAGUGGUUGUUCAUCUUACGGAUCUCACGGAGGCGGAACGUCGCGAGCUUGAUGAGAAGAUCAGAGCCGAGAAGGGAGGUUCUGUUGCCGCCCACGUUGAGUCAAACGUGGACGAGAAGUCGGUCUGA